Messenger RNA from Effrenium voratum, 1285 nucleotides. The record is from the annotation of a GenBank genome assembly. Lineage: Eukaryota; Dinophyceae; Suessiales; Symbiodiniaceae.
GGCCUCAAUGACUCAACGCCUUGGCCGCUCUGUCGCCUCCCGAAAGGUAGGCCUCAGCGGGUGCAAAGAAGGCGAUGGCGCUCGGUCGCCUCAGGCUGGUGCCCGCUAUAUGGCGCCCAUGCGGGGCUUCCAGGCGUGCCUUCGGCGUUGUGCCGCGCCGUGAGCCCUUUCUGUUCACUCCAGGGCCACUCACAGUGUCGGGGCCUGUGAAGCAGGCGAUGCUGGUGGACUAUGGCAGCAGAGAUAAGCUUUUCUUGGACACCGUGGUGGACGUGCGCAAGUCUCUCCUCUCCUUGGCGGGCGUGUCCAAGGAGAAGGGCUACGAGUGCGUCCUCAUGCAGGGCUCCGGCACCGCGGCGGUGGAGGCGAUGCUCGGCACCGUGCCGAAGAACGCCAAGGUUCUGCUGGUGAUCAAUGGCGCCUAUGGUCACAGACAGACGGCACUUUGCGAAUACAUGGGCAUCGACCAUGAGGUCUUGGCGUUUGAGGACUCCGAGCCGGUGCGGGUGGCGGAGGUGUUAGCGGCGCUGCGUGGCAAAGACUUCACGGACGUGUCGGUGGUGCACCAUGAGACGACGGCGGGCGUCAUCAAUCCCUUGGAGGAGCUGGUGAAGAAUGUGAAGUCCGAGUUUCCCACUGUGCGAGUGCUGGUGGAUUCCAUGAGCGGCUUCGGCGCCUAUCCGCUGGACAUGGCCUGGGGCAUCGACUUCGCGGUGAGCUCCGCCAACAAGUGCAUCGAGGGGGUGCCUGGCUUCGCCUACGUGAUCUGCCGCCGGGACGCCUUGGAGAAGUCCAAGGGCAAUGCUCGAAGUCUCACCAUGGACGUCUACGACCAGUGGGCGAACAUGGAGAAGACUGGGCAGUUCCGCUACACACCCCCGACCCACGCCAUCUUGGCCUUUCGCCAGGCGUUGGCCGAGUUCCAGCAAGAGGGCGGCCGCACUGCACGGGCGGCUAGAUAUCAAGCCAACUACGAGGUGCUUGCGCGUGAAAUGCAGGGUAUGGGCUUCGAGUUCUAUGUGCCGGAGGCGUGCAGAUCCUAUUGCAUUUGCACCUUCAAGACGCCAGAGCAUCCGAACUUCGACUUCCAAACCUUUUACAACCUGCUGGCUGAGCAAGGCUUUGUGAUCUAUCCCGGCAAGAUGUCCAAGGGCAAUUCCUUCAGAAUAGGCAUUAUCGGCCGGCUCUUUCCAGAGGACUGCGAGCAGCUUUGCCUGGCGGUGCGAAGGGCCUGUGGCACAAUGAAGGUGCCACUGCCACUCUGAGAGCAGCCAGAAGGGCCGGA